UUUGGAGGCAGACACUGUCACCACUGCGCUUCUGUACCAACUGUUGCGUCUAGGGUUAGGUUUUCUCACGGUCCCAACAAUGGAGCUCGAUCGAUGCAAGGACGACGACGACGAUGGGGGAGGAGAUGGAGUCCUCCUCUACUACAAGUUCUUCUCCGUCCCCGAUCUCCCCUCCCUCGUCCGCUUCUACGACUCCAAUUGCCGAUCCCUCGCCCUCCUCGGCCGCGUCCGCAUCGCCCCCGACGGGGUCAACGCCACCGUUGGUGGGAAGAUGAAAUCGUUGGAGAAGCACAUUGCGGAGAUGAGAUCGAACGCGUUCUUUGAUCGAACGGACUUCAAGUUGGCGUCUUGCGAGCACCCAAAGGAUGAGAGGGUUGCGAGGGAGUGCGGAUUCACUUCGCUCUCCAUUCGCGUCGUAAAGGAGCUGGUUACUUUCAGAUCUAAUCCAUUGUCAAAAUCUCCAGAAAUUUCGAACGCCGGAAGACAUUUAUCAGCAGCUGAGUUUCACCGUGUCCUUCAUGAUGUCGGAGCUAGUUUGGAUUCUGAGGCUUCUCUUCUAAAGAAUCAGGUAGUAUUGUUGGAUGCAAGAAAUGUAUAUGAGACGAGGAUUGGGAAGUUUCAGACGCCAAAUGCAAAGACAUUGGACCCAGAGAUAAGGCAAUAUAGUGACCUCCCUUCGUGGAUAGAUGAGCACUCAGGACAGUUGCGUGGGAAAUCAAUUCUCAUGUACUGUACCGGAGGUAUAAGAUGUGAAAUGGCCUCUUCCUAUAUCCGCUCUAAAGGAGAAGGUUUUGAGAAUGUGUUUCAAUUAUUUGGUGGAAUUCAGAGAUAUUUGGAGCAAUUUCCAGAUGGCGGAUAUUUCAAAGGAAAGAACUUUGUUUUUGAUCACAGGAUUUCGGUUGGAAGCCUGGAUGGAAAUGUACUUGGUAGUUGUUUAAUGUGUGGCUCGUCCUUCGACGAUUAUUCAUCUCGUUGCCGGUGCACUCAUUGCAGGAUGUUGGUUUUAGUAUGUUCUGAUUGCCAGGGUAAGUUUAGCGACGAAUAUAUUUGUGAGCUCUGUCAGAAAAAAGACAAGGGAAGCUGGACGAAGCCGUCGAGUAAGGACUCGCCAUUCCAUUUAGAACUAUCACCUGAUUCAUCAGAAGCUAUCGAGAUUGAAAAAACCACGUCUGCCUGCCACGCUGCACCUGUAUCUGAACUUCCCCGGAGUUAUGAUUGCAAGAACCCGAGAAAGUUGAGAAUCCUAUGCCUGCACGGUUUCCGACAGAGCGGAUCGAACUUCAAGGGAAGAACAUCGUCACUCGCUAAGAAGCUCAAGAACGCCGUCGAGUUCGUCUUCAUAGACGCCCCUCAUGAGCUCCCUUUCAUUUACCAGCCAAACUGCAGUAAACCUCCGAACGAAAACCCCAAAACGAGAUUCGCUUGGCUUGUUGCUCCAAACUCAAACUGCUCGCCCGAGAAAGACUGGAAAAUCGCAGCAGCAGCGUUCGACCCUCUUCAGUAUCGGCAGCAAACCGGAGGCUUCGCAGAAUCUUAUGAUCAUAUUGAGAAAACAAUUUCAAAGAUGGGUAGGUUCGACGGUAUUCUUGGAUUCUCGCAAGGAGCAGCAAUGGCUGCAUUAUUCUGCGAAAAGCAGCAGAGAUUAUACGGCGCUAUUUGUUUUGAGUUCGGGAUAUUUUGCUCGGGAUAUUCGGUCUCAUCGAGCAAUUUUGAUGGCGAUUUAGUUAAGCUUCCUUCUCUACAUUGUUUCGGUAACGGCGGGGGACAAGAUCGGCAGAUAGAUAACCGAGCAAUCGUCGUCGAGCACGAAAUGGGUCACAUUAUACCGACGCGGCCUCCGCACAUUGAUCGAAUGAAGGAAUUUCUCUUGCAAUUCCUGUGAAUUUGUAGGAAACUAAUCCGAUUUUGUUGUACCCUAAUUUGAAAUGAUUUAUGAUGAAAUGUUCAUGGGAUCUUUGCUUUCAUUUUGUUCUGUAUGCUGCAUACUACUGAUUUUGUUGUGUACCCUAAUUAGUAUCUUCAUCAGAGAAUAAUAACAACCUUUUAAACUA
Molecule: messenger RNA, 2051 nt
Organism: Ananas comosus (pineapple)
Lineage: Eukaryota; Viridiplantae; Streptophyta; Magnoliopsida; Poales; Bromeliaceae
Product: rhodanese-like domain-containing protein 6
Exons: 9
Coding region: 80-1882 (600 amino acids)
Source: RefSeq, a predicted model, not a curated record